AUGUUCAGAUGUGCUGCUGGAGGGCGUAAAGCUGCCUCGUCCUACUCCAGGACUGACUUUGGGGCUCAUUCUUGCUCUGAGACCGUCGAUUGGUUGAGGUCCGCCACGCUGUUUUCCUCGUGGUCUCUGACUCUCCUGCUAGCUCUGGUAGCUCUUGCCUUCACCCUUCCUGGAGCAGCCUGCCAUCAACUCAGAAGAGACGGACUAAGGCUCACCGUACCUCGAAGCCAAAGGGCUCCUCUGAACAUUUCGGAAAGCGUAAGUGUCUACAAGCCCAGGGCCACCACGGCCCCCACAGGUCGGACUGGGGGACCGCAGGGUAGGCAUGUACGCAGUUACAACCAUCUUCAAGGAGACAUACGGAAGAGGAAGCUGUUCUCUUUCCAGAAGUUUUUCCUGAGAAUCGACAAGAAUGGGCGGGUCAAUGGAACCAAAAGCAAGGAUGACCCUCUUAGUAUUCUGGAAAUUACAUCGGUGGAUGUGGGGGUGGUGGCUAUCAAAGGACUGAACAGCAACUACUAUCUGGCAAUCAGCAGAAAGGGAGAACUGUACGGAGCAAGGGAGUUUGGCAUUGAUUGCACCCUGAAGGAGCGCAUCGAGGAGAACGGCUACAACACGUACGCUUCAGCCGAAUGGAAGAACAAGAAACGUCAGAUGUUUGUGGGUUUGAACAUCCACGGGAGGCCCGUGCGAGGGAGGAGAACGCGUCGGAAAAACACGACCACCCACUUCCUUCCAAUCAUGGCGUGA
Messenger RNA from Nerophis lumbriciformis (worm pipefish), 750 nucleotides. The record is from RefSeq and is a predicted model, not a curated record. NCBI's taxonomy places the organism in Eukaryota, Metazoa, Chordata, Actinopteri, Syngnathiformes, Syngnathidae.